Messenger RNA from Vittaforma corneae ATCC 50505, 3036 nucleotides. RefSeq lists its product as uncharacterized. Gene Ontology annotation, molecular function: nuclear export signal receptor activity; small GTPase binding. The coding region runs from base 1 to 3036 and encodes 1011 amino acids. The transcript has a single exon. Lineage: Eukaryota; Fungi; Microsporidia; Nosematidae. The record is from RefSeq and is a predicted model, not a curated record. Gene Ontology annotation, biological process: ribosomal small subunit export from nucleus; protein export from nucleus; ribosomal large subunit export from nucleus. Gene Ontology annotation, cellular component: nucleus; cytoplasm.
AUGGAUAAAAUCCUCGAUUUGAAUGCUGAAUUUGAUAUAAAAUUGUUUGACGAGAUUGUCUCAAGUGCUUUAAAUCCAUCAUCUCCAAACAAAGCAAUAGCCGAGAAUAUUCUUUUGCAGUUUAAAGAUCUUCCUAGCAGUUGGACCAAAAUCGACUGCAUUCUUAAAAACUCAUCUUCAAAACAAUCUCAAUUCAUUGCUCUGCAAAUUUUGGAGGAAACAGUGAAAAGCAAAUGGGUGCUGUUCAAUGAGGAAAUGAAAGCAGGACUUCGCCGGUAUGUUUUUAGUACAGUAAUUGAACGUUCAGCGCUCCCAUCAGAUAUUAUUUUGCAAAAGUUCAACUCGGUUUUGAUUGAAAUAGUGAAAAAAGACUGGCCAAAGAGAUGGCCAACCUUCAUUAGCGACCUGAUAGCGACUAGCCAAUCAACUUCCAUGCAGGUCAGUAUGAAUUCGUUGGUAAUCCUUAAGAAUAUUAACGAGCAGCUGUUUAUUGUUGGUGAUGAAAUUGCAACAACAAAGAAGAGACUCUUAAGAAAAACCCUAAAGCAGGAGUACUACACAAUUUUCCAUUUUAUCUCACUUAUUCUCGAAUAUAGUGAGACUCGAGAACUUGAUGAUGCCCUCCUAGAAAGCUGUCUUGGUGCAUUCAAGUCCUUCUGCAAAUCCAUGCCCCUGGAGUUUGUAUUUUCAACAAGAAUUGUGGACUUUAUACUAGGCCAUCUUAACUCACCACAUUCUAUUGCCACCCUUGAAUGUCUGCUUGAAAUUAUAGAACUAAGAAGGACAUACAAAGAGAAUGGGAUGCUAGAGCCCUCUCCAGAGGUCUUGGAGCAUGAAAAGCAGAAGAUUGCACUGAUUCACACCGAACUUCUCAACUUCUUCAAACUCUAUUUGGGAAAAUUUGAAUCGUACGGAGAAGUGUCCAAGCUCCACUUGGCCUUCAAAAAGAUAAACGAACAAGAAAAAAUGUUCGUUAAAAAAUAUGCAACAGUCUUUUCUUCUCUGUACUCAAUUUGGAUCUACGAGCUAAGUCUGGAGCAAAUUAAGCAGGGCCUUGGGUAUCUUGUGCAGCUGACCAAGAUUGAAGAUACAUCCAUUUACAAUGAGAUAUUUCCAUUCUGGACCAAGUUUAUAUAUGAAAUGUACUCGGAAUAUCCACUUAGAAUUCCGACAUCAAAGCCAUUGAGAAGAAACAGCUUCAUCUUUAUUCUCGAGGCUAUGCUGCCUGUAUUCACAAAUAACAUGCCUCGACCAGAAGAAGUGUUUAUUCUUGUCAAUGAUCUUGGUGAGAUUAUCAGAGAUAAAAAAGUUGAGACUAGUGAAAUUGAAUUUUAUAAGAAAAUGAGAUCAAACAUGUUUUACUUAUCCUUCUGUAUUGAGGAUUUUAUGAUUGACUUUUUUGUAAAGAAGAUCGAGCGGUUCAUUUCAACAAGCGACUUCGACCAUGUCUGGCUGAAUAAGAUCUGCUGGGCGAUUGGCUCUAUUUCUAAUGCGCUUGAAGAGUCAGUUGAGCGUGACUUCUUUGUUUCGAUAAUCAAAAAUUUACUCACCAUGUGUGAGCUAAGAAACUCCAAAGACGAAAAGGCCAUCAUUGCAUCUAACAUUAUGUUUAUAAUUGGCCAGUACUACCGAUUCUUGAAGUACCACAAUGACUUUUUAACGGUUGUCGUUAAGAAGUUAUUUGAGUUCAUGGAAGAAAAAUAUCAGGGUAUCAAAGAAAUGGCAUGUGAUAACUUUUUCAAGAUUUGUGAGAAGUGCCCCAACCAGUUUUUCCUAAAAAAAGACAAGGCAUACUUUUAUGAGGAGAUUUUAAAUGAUCUUCCGUCAAUCACGUCAAACCUUGACUAUUAUUUGCAGAGGAUGGUUAUUGAAGGCCUGUUGAUUGUUCUCAAACACAGCCAAAAGAAAGAUGCAAAGUAUGUGGAAAUGAUUUACGGCACUCUUACAAAUCAGGCUAUGCUUGAUGAGAGGUACAUCACCAGCAUCCACACCGUCAUCCAUGAGCAAUCGCAGCUCAAAAUGAUAGUCCAUCUGGUUGAAUCUUACUCUCUUGGUUUUAAAAUCACGCCUGAAAUAUUCCAAAAUAUUAACGUUUUAAAUUCAUUUUUAUAUCUUUACAAGCAUGUUUCUAAGCCUGAAGUUGCAUUUAAUUCGCUUGUCCAGAAAAACAUCCAAAUUCUUAAAACAUCCUUGGCCAACUUCUUUGAAACUGUCAUUUCCUCCGGCUUCGUUUACACGGACUUUGUUAAUAAUCUUUGUGAAAAUGUUUUGCUUGAUUUUAAAUCCAACUUUGACCCAGCCAUACUCUCACUUGCCAUUUCUAUUGUCUCAAACACCAAGAAUCAUGAGCAUCUUAUUGAGAUUCAGCGCCUUCAGUUUUUCAUAAAUAACCUAAUUGCACCUGCUGUACCAUAUGUUGUCAAGGCCGAUGAGCAUAUCGAACUGUCUAAAAAGUAUCUGUCACUUUUGAAUGAAAUGGCUGACAAAUCUUUCAAGAUAGUGUUCCCCAUUUUUACAGAAUCGCCUGCCUAUGAAUCCAUCGUCAACUCUGUUCUUUUCUCUCUCACGGGAUUAAGAGAGGUGUCGGUGUUGGCUCUUACCACUCUAAAGGUCUUUUUCAAACACUCACUUGAAAACAAGAUGUUUGGCUUCUUUAAUAGGUUCUACCUGAUCUGUCUUGAAAAUGUCUUGGGAUUGAUUUUCGACAAAGACAUGAGGCAGAACUACGAUGUACAAGUCGAAUUACUGUAUGACCUAAUAUCAUAUCUCAACAAAAUACCGUCGCUCAACAGUUCCAAUAACAACUAUGCAAUUGUAAGGGAGUUCGCCACAUCACUGUUCAGUAAAAACUUCAGAAACCUAACUGAAAACUCCGUGAAAAUUUUUAUUGAGGGAAUCUUGGAAAUUAAAAAUUUCCAGUUUUUCAAAGACCACCUGGAUGACUUCAACGUGAAAAUAUAUGAAUAUGGGGAUGAUGAGGACAUUCAGGAUGAAUUAGACCUUCUAAAAGAACGUGUGGCUGCAGGAAUCAACUAA